This is a messenger RNA of Rhincodon typus (whale shark), 1900 nucleotides long. Its product is annotated as ubiquitin carboxyl-terminal hydrolase 49-like. The coding region runs from base 1 to 822 and encodes 273 amino acids. Gene Ontology annotation, cellular component: cytoplasm. Gene Ontology annotation, biological process: protein deubiquitination. The record is from RefSeq and is a predicted model, not a curated record. Gene Ontology annotation, molecular function: cysteine-type deubiquitinase activity. Lineage: Eukaryota; Metazoa; Chordata; Chondrichthyes; Orectolobiformes; Rhincodontidae. The transcript has 5 exons.
AUGGAGACGGCUUUACUCAAAGUUGAUGAACACAGAAUCCUUUUACCAGUCAAGACCAAGGUUGCACCUUUUCAGGAAGUCACAGAUAAAUGUGUUUUAGUCACGUGCCUGACAUGCAACUACAAAUCCAACACCAUUGAACCAUUUUGGGAUCUUUCACUGGAGUUUCCAGAGCGUUAUCAUUGUCUUCAGAAGGGUGCUACUCAGCUUAAAGAAUGCACUCUGACGGAAAUGCUGGCAAAGUUUACAGAAACAGAGGCUUUGGAAGGGAGGAUUUACGCUUGCGACCAGUGCAACAGUAAACGACGAAAAUCCUCACCAAAACCUCUCGUCCUGACAGAAGCUCAAAAACAACUAAUGAUAUACAGACUACCUCAGGUCCUCCGUCUGCACCUUAAAAGAUUCAGCUACUGUGUUUUUAGGUGGUCUGGCCGCAACCAUCGUGAGAAGAUAGGGGUGCACGUCAACUUUGACCAGGUAUUAAACAUGGAGCCUUACUGCUUCAGGGACUCUUCCUCCACUCUUGGCAAGGAAAGCUUCAUAUACGACCUCUCAGCUGUGGUGAUGCAUCAUGGAAAAGGAUUUGGCUCAGGACACUACACCGCGUACUGCUACAAUACAGAAGGAGAGUUUUGGGUCCACUGUAAUGACUCUAAGCUAAAUGUGUGCAGUGUGGAGGACGUGUGCAAGACCCAAGCCUACAUUCUCUUUUACACUCAAAGAACUGUGCAGAACAGAGUGGGGUUUGUCACAGACAUGCAUUCUGAACCUCAGGUGCCAACCAGAAAUACAGAGAAGAACAGGAGACUGACCUUCCCCUAGCAUGGGAUGCAAAAACCAUUAUUGGAAUUCACUGAAACCAUCCAGCGUCAACCAAUGGGAACCAUGUUGGGGCUGAUCAAACACUGAUGUGUUCUCAUGUGGGCUACACAUGCCCUAGGGCUCGUUUACUGAAGCAUAUAUAGCCUUCCUAUGCAUAAUAUGGUAGGGUAUAAUUCCGUACUUGUCAAUUAAAAUGGUUUUUUUCAAAGUGUCCAACUGUCCCAGGUCAGAUGAUGUGGGCGUAUACGGUAUCAACGUUCUUGUUGCAAAGGUUUUUUUCUCCCCUCCAGGUAGUACACCCAUUGUCAUCAUUCAUGUUGCUGGCUGUUCUUGAGAUGCAACCAUAUCUGAUACUUGCUUUCAUCCUUUAACUCCCAGAAGGUGCCUUUGUUUGCCACAUGAUUCACUGACUAAACACAGGUACAUGUGUUUAACCCAUUCUCAUUGUGUACUGGAUGCAGAAUCGUUUAUUCCCUGUGGUGCAAUAGCAAGCUAAGCUUGAACUGAUUCACUAAUUCUGCAUUUUCACAUUAUGGCCAGGGCUGUUUCACGUUUGCACUGAUCCUUCACUAAUUAUUUCAGGCUCCAUAGUACCAGCUAUGAUUUGCCACUAAUGCUGCGGAACAGUAAAGAAACCACAAGAGAAAUCCUUGUCCCUUUGCUCCCAUUUUAUGAUUUUGUACUUUAUUUAAGUGUAAGGACUCGUGCUGUGAAGAAUUACUGACACAACACCAGUCUCAUCAUUGAAAAUAUUCACUGGCUUGUAUGAAACCUAACAGGAUGCUCAUUUUCUGAUAAUGUAAAUCCCUCCGUUGUGGGUCUGAUAGAUUCAGAACACAUGAUUCUUAGGAGUUAAAGCAGCCAUAGUGAUUCAAUGCACUUCUGCUGCAAACUCUUCCUGGCUUGCGCUUUUGUCUUUGGAUUUUGUAUGAGGGUAGAAAUUGUUAGUGUUUUCAGCCAAGCCCUCGUUUUUAGAUAGUAUAUGCAUAGCUGAUCAUGCAACAAUAACAUGGCAGCUUCGGAAAUGUAAGUUACAACAUUUGCAACAAUUUCAAAAUAAAUGUGGGCGAUUAAAUAA